Colletotrichum acutatum is the source of this 669-nucleotide messenger RNA. Its product is annotated as NADH-ubiquinone oxidoreductase B12 subunit family protein. The transcript has 2 exons. Gene Ontology annotation, biological process: electron transport chain; mitochondrial respiratory chain complex I assembly. The record is from RefSeq and is a predicted model, not a curated record. The coding region runs from base 27 to 296 and encodes 89 amino acids. Lineage: Eukaryota; Fungi; Ascomycota; Sordariomycetes; Glomerellales; Glomerellaceae. Gene Ontology annotation, cellular component: mitochondrion.
GACGCCCAUUUGACACCAGGUUAGCGAUGGCGGCCACCCGCGGCCAGAAGCCCAACAUCACCGGCUUCGACAUGAGAGCCUUCAAGGAGGCGGCCGGCCAGCCCAGAUACGACCCCUGGGAAAGAGCAGAGUCCUGGAGAUACAAGGGCCCUUUCACGCGAUUCAACCGGUUCAAGGGAUCCUUCCCCGGCCUCGGCAUCGCGACCGUCGCCUUUGCCGGCUACUGCGCGUACGAGUACUUCUUCUUGACCGACGAUCACCACCACGGCGACGCCCACGGAAAGGACCACCACUAGAUUGCUGAACGGAUUGGUUGUGGGAAGACGGAGAAGGGGAACACUCCGCUGUACAUGUACCUCUCGAACCGGUAGACCGGCUCGCUGGAAGGAUUUAGAUGAGGACGAAUUUGGUUUUCCGCUAUCACGAUAUCGUGUGACACUUAAAGUCUUGCGAACAUCAAGCCUGUCUUUGAUGCCGGAGGCUACCCGUGAAAGUGUCAUAGAGCGUUGCCACUUCCACUAACCCCUCGCCCACUGCUGGAGUCCAAUCGUUAGGUCGAUGAGAAGGAGAAAGCCUAACAAACACCCAAAGUCCGACUCUGAAAGGCUCCAUUGGCCUCACUAGUGAUUGUGGCAUAUACCGCGAUUGCUCAUCUUGAUCGUACGACCA